AUGAAUCGCUUCUUCACCUCUCUCAUUCUCACACCUUCAAUUUUUGCCCUAAAACCCUGGCUGCCGUCGUGGUGGCCGCCGCCGAAGAGAAGCAAACGGAGUCACACUCUUCGAUUCACCAUGAAGCUCGUCAGGUUCUUAAUGAAGUUGAACAAUGAAACUGUAUCCAUUGAGCUCAAGAAUGGCACUGUAGUUCAUGGAACCAUUACAGGUGUUGAUAUCAGCAUGAACACUCAUUUGAAGACAGUUAAACUAACUCUGAAAGGGAAGAAUCCAGUGACUCUGGAUCAUCUCAGUGUGAGGGGUAACAACAUCCGAUACUAUAUUCUUCCUGACAGCUUGAAUCUUGAGACCUUGCUUGUGGAAGAGACACCUAAGAUCAAACCCAAGAAGCCAACUGCCGGUUCUUAUUCUGUUUUUACCUAUAAGCUUUGCGGUACAUGGCUUCAUUUUCAGUAA
This is a messenger RNA of Sphenostylis stenocarpa, 459 nucleotides long. NCBI's taxonomy places the organism in Eukaryota, Viridiplantae, Streptophyta, Magnoliopsida, Fabales, Fabaceae. The record is from the annotation of a GenBank genome assembly.